AUGUCAGACUCUACUCUAGAAUUUGAUCAUGAUGAUUCUUCCCAUGAGACUCAUCAUCCACAGUUGGACAAUUGCAUCUCUGUGGCCAGGCUAUGGCUUUGCCUUAGAGAAUCAGCCAUGAAGCAGGCAAUGCUCAUGGUGUAUCUCAUCCCCUUUAUUGGACUACCUCUAGGUGAUGCCCUUUACUGUUACAAGUGUGUUGGCACACAUCCUGGCUGUGGAGAGCACUUUGACUGGAGAUGGUAUUGGAGUCACAACUGUCAGGAUCCAGAUGAUAAAUGUGUGAAAAUUAUUGAGAAGAAAGGAGCUCAAACCAACAUAAUUCGAGACUGCCUGUCAGAGUUGAAAGGAGUCAGAAGAGACAUUCCUGGAGAUCGUUAUGAGGGAUGCCGCCCAGCAGCCCAUGAUGUGCAGCUUGGAAUCUAUGUCUUCAAUGAUAUCAAGGAAUUGGAUGUGAAAAGAAACCACUAUGAUGAAGUGACAUACUGCUUCUGUGACUUUGAUGAAAGAUGCAAUGACAGUUCCAGCCUUUCCCCAAGUGGGAAGUUAAUGUUUCUCCUCAUUGCAGCUGUUUACCCCUUGAGAAGAUGGCUCAAUUCAUAGUGCCAUACCUGCAUCUAUCCUUGACUCCUUGCUUCACUACUUCCAACCCAUCCGUCCUAUGCAUAUGCUGCGAUAUCAUGUU
This is a messenger RNA of Darwinula stevensoni, 685 nucleotides long. The record is from the annotation of a GenBank genome assembly. Lineage: Eukaryota; Metazoa; Arthropoda; Ostracoda; Podocopida; Darwinulidae.